CAUAUCAUCCGUCGUAGCCAGUUUGGCAACCCCCUCCCCUCAUCAUCAGCUGUCAGACUCCAACGGCAAUAAUGACGUUAGGCAACCAACCGUCAGCCCCAGGAGAAAAUCAAAAAGUAACUCGCAAGCGAAGAGAAACGGCGCGCCACUGGAUACCGAACUCAGCUUAAGGAGCAGUACCAAAUCCAGCAUGGUAAAAAAACUCAGUGAAGUGGAAUAUGUCGCUCCCCCCCCUCAAAGCGACAACCUAUCAUGUUAACAUAUAUUUUCUGAAUAUACUAGACACGUGACACCCUCGCUGUGCUUUUGGGAUCUAAUGAUGAAGCAUAAGAAAAAAUAUGCAAGUGAAAAACUUAUGG
Molecule: messenger RNA, 359 nt
Organism: Acanthoscelides obtectus
Lineage: Eukaryota; Metazoa; Arthropoda; Insecta; Coleoptera; Chrysomelidae
Source: the annotation of a GenBank genome assembly